UUUUUGAGUAACGUGGCCACUCUCUCAUCUACAAUGCUGCAGGAAGGGCGGAAGGAGAGAGAACCAGUUAAUCUCUUCUUCCCAAGUACAAAGGCUUAUCUGAUCUUCAUUUCAACUCACUCUCUUUCAGUUCUCUCUUGUUCAUUUCAUGGCGUUCUGUGUUUUUCCUAAUUCCAUUUCUUUCUCCCGUCCUCUUUCUCCCGUUGUCCAAUUUUCAAAUGUCAGGACAACUGUCUCCGUCCGAAAUUCCACGGCUCACGAGCCCUCCUCUUCUUCCAAUGCUUCUCUCCUUCUCAACACACUAAUGGCUUUCCAGGUUCUGGAUGCACUGGGUGAGCCACUUCCUUGUGCCAAUUAUGACUCUUGGAUGGUCUACAUACCUGAGGGUGAAUUCUUGUCACGUAUUGGCCCCACAGAGUUCUUCAAGGACCUUGAGAAGUAUGCAAGUCAGAAUGCAGUGCAAGAGUGGAAAAAACUUCUUGAUGCAAUUCUUCCAUUGUCUACAGCUGCAAUGGCUUUGCCUCCUUUGUCCAUCCGAGGUGAUUUCGGUGUUCUCUCCACUGCUGCAGCUAGAUAUGCCCCUUCUCUGUUGAAAUCUUUUCUCCAGAUGGGACCUCAAGGGGCUUUUGGUGCAACAAAACUUCUCCGACCUUUCUCAGAAAUAAUGGACUCAUUGGAGCUCAAGGACCCUUUCAUAAGGAACUGGGUGGACCUUCUAUCUUUCCUGCUUGCUGGGGUGAAAUCUAAUGGUAUACUCUCAGCAGAGAUGGUGUACAUGUUUGCAGAAUGGUACAAACCAGGUUGCUGUCUUGAGUACCCUAUUCAUGGGAGUGGUGCUGUUGUUGAUGCUCUUGUUCGAGGACUGCAGAAGUUUGGUGGACGUUUGUCUUUAAGUAGUCACGUGGAAAGUAUUGUUAUUGAAAAUGGCAAAGCCGUUGGUGUCAAGCUACGAAGCGGUCAACUUAUACGUGCUAAAAAGGCUGUUGUCAGUAAUGCAUCCAUGUGGGACACCUUAAGGCUGUUACCUAAAGAAAUUCUUCCAAAAUCAUAUAUUGACCGGAUUAACAUGACACCUCAAUGUGAUUCAUUCAUGCAUCUCCAUAUUGGCUUUGAUGCUGAGGGCAUACGUGAGGACUUGGGCAUUCAUCAUAUAGUUGUGAAUGAUUGGAAUAGAGGAGUAGACGCUGACCAGAAUGUCGUUUUAAUUUCUGUACCAAGCGUACUUAGUCCUGACCUGGCACCCCCUGGGAAACAUGUCUUACAUGCUUACACACCAGGAACUGAGCCAUUUGGAUUGUGGGAAGGACUUGACCGUGGCAGUUCUGAUUACAAAAAGCUUAAAGCUGAACGAUCAGAGGUAAUGUGGAGAGCUGUAGAGCGUGUGCUUGGUUCAGGCUUUAGUCGGGAGAAAUGUGAGGUGAAAUUAGUUGGAACCCCAUUGACACAUCAAAGAUUCCUUCGGAGGAAUAGAGGAACUUAUGGGCCAGCUAUACAAGCUGGGAAAGAUUCAUUUCCCGGACAUUCAACUCCUAUCCCACAGCUUUAUUGUUGUGGAGAUUCUACUUUUCCUGGCAUUGGAGUUCCUGCAGUUGCCGCAAGUGGUGCAAUUGUUGCUAAUUCACUGGUUUCUGUUGAGAAACACUCUGAGCUUCUUGAUGCCAUAGGAAUUUGAAUGAAUCGGUGAGUUCAUUUUAAUGUUUUGCAUAAAAUGACUAUACCAAGCUGUUGUAUUUUUUUGUUAAUAUUCUAAAAAUUUAUUCAGCCUUGAGCUGAAAUAUUCUCUCCGUUGGAACAUUGGGAAGAGAAAUUGGAAAAUAUUAAAAUAUUUUUUCAA
Carica papaya (papaya) is the source of this 1834-nucleotide messenger RNA. The record is from RefSeq and is a predicted model, not a curated record. Lineage: Eukaryota; Viridiplantae; Streptophyta; Magnoliopsida; Brassicales; Caricaceae.